GUAUCGUUUAAUUUUGUUUUGUGUUUUUAAAUCAAAAAUGGAGAGAUCAGACCACAUUCAGGCGAUCGUAGAAGAUAUUCCUGCCACCGAUUUUCAAUAUUCCGGUGGGUAUGAAAAGGGACCUAAGGAUCACGGUGGCGAGAACGAGACGAAGCGCGGUAAUUGGACGGGCCGCUUCAACUUCCUGCUGUCACUGCUGGGUUACAGCGUGGGCCUGGGCAAUGUGUGGCGCUUCCCCUAUCUCUGCUUUAACAAUGGAGGGGGUACGUUCCUGAUUCCAUUUACAGUGAUGCUGAUAGUAGUCGGUCUGCCAUUGCUGUUCAUGGAGCUAUCUUUCGGGCAGUAUGCAGCUUUGGGCCCAGUCGCCGCCUACGACAGAUUCUGCCCUCUCUUCCGCGGCCUCGGCUAUGGCAUGGUCAUCGUCUCCAGUAUAGUUACGCUCUACUACAAUGUGAUCAUCGCGUGGACUAUAUAUUAUAUGGCAGUGUCGUUUAUCAGCAUUUCCUAUCAGCUGCCCUGGCAAAACUGCGAUGCCGAAUGGAGCACUAAGAAUUGCUAUUCGUACAAAGAAGCGGAUGAAUGUAAAGCAAAAAAUGGAACAUAUUACUUAAGACAAUGUCUUAAUGAAAGCUAUGCCGCUCUACAAGACACAGCCGCACUUGCCGAUGUUGCUCUCAGAAAACCUCCUACAGAAGAAUAUUUCACUAACAAAGUUCUAGGAUUAUCUUCGGGAAUCGAGGAAAUAGGCCAAGUUCGCUGGUUUAUGGCUGUGUGUCUCUUCGCUGCUUGGCUAAUCGUAUUUCUCUGUAAUUUCAAGGGAGUCCAAUCAUCAGGAAAGGUCGUUUAUUUCACUGCCCUGUUUCCUUAUGUGGUGUUCGUGAUUUUGUUCUUCCGAAGUGUGACCUUACCCGGAGCUUCUACUGGCAUUCUCUUUUAUUUGACACCUGAUUUUAGUCAAUUAGCUAAUGUGCAGGUCUGGGAAGACGCGGUGGUGCAAACAUUGUUAUGCCCGGCUUUGAGCCCGGGCUGGGGAGGACUGAUAACCCUUUCAUCUUAUAACAAUUUUUCCAACAACUGUUACACUAACGCAUUGAUUGUGGCUGUGUCGAACAUAGUGACGUCAUUCUUCGCGGGUCUGGUCAUCUUCUCGGUGAUCGGUUUCCUGGCGCACGAACUGAACAUGGGCGUGGACUGCGUAGUGGGUCAGGGUGCUGGUGCCUUCGUCGUCUACCCGGAGGUGGUCACCAGGCUGUCAUUUUCGCCACUUUGGUCUAUUCUUUUCUUUGGGAUGCUAUUGGCACUUGGUCUGGAUUCACAGUUCGCGCUGAUGGAGACGGUGUCAACAGCAAUACUUGAUCGUUUUCCGAAUUUCCGACAGAAUAAAGAAGGUGUACUGAUGACAGUCGCUUUAUUUGGCUACUUAGGAGGUCUUAUUUUCACCACAAAUAGCGGAAUGUACUGGCUGCAAUUGAUGGACAAGUACGCAGCGAACUGGUCGGUGCUGAUCAUGGCCUUCGGCGAAUGCAUCCUCAUAGCGUGGAUCUACGGCGCAGAGAAAUUCUGCCAUGACAUUCAGGGCAUGAUCGGCCGCAAGUCCAAGCUCUGGGUCAUUUUCUGGAGCGUCAUGUGGCGUAUCAUAACCCCCGCUGCUCUAAUGUUAAUAAUGGUGUUAAACUGGAUCGUAUACAAGCCUUUAUCGUACGGACACUACGUGUACCCGAUGUGGGCGGAAGCCGUGGGCUGGACGAUCGGAGUGCUGCCUGUGGUCGUGGUAGUGCUCAUGGCUGUUCAUCAGACAUGCAGUGGAUCCGAUGAUCUUACAAUAUUGGAGAAAGUAUGCCUGCUGUUGCGUCCAACGGAGGAGUGGCGCCCGGCAGGCACGAAGUGCGCGCUGGGUACGCCGGCGAAAAGCGUGAUGCGUACCGAGCCAGAGCUGUCGCCGCCAGUAAUGCGCGAGUGCAGCGAUUUACCCCACCUACACCCGCUUGUUGUAAUGCAGUCUGCAGACAAUACUCCAUGUCAAGAUAAAAUAGAAACUACAUGUAUAACUGGAUCAGUUGAGAACGAAGUGAGAAAGGCAGCUGCAUCACCUAAACCUAAACACAGUUCGAUAAGAAGUAAAAUACCGAAUUUUAAUGACGAUUCAGAUGAUACAGUUAAUGAACUACAUUUUUCGUCAAAAAACGAUGUCAGUGAACUUUAUCAAAAUGCAAAAGUUGUUACUUUAAAAUCUAAAACUGAUCAAAAAAACGAAUUAUCUGAUAAUAUACACAUUAUCUCUCAAGUACAAAACAAUUCCCCGACGACUUCUACUUUUUCUGUAAAUAUUACUUUUAAAAGUGUUACGGUAGAUGUCGCAAGUGUUAGCACAUCCGUAACAGUACCUAUGAAUACAAAUAUAUUUGGUGACAUCGAUACUACCACCUCAAAAUCUACAAAAAGUUCAUUAAUUGUUGAAAUCGAUAACACUAAAUCUUCUGCUUAUAGCCCAAGUCCCUUAAUUUUUACAACGGCUAAAAUACAUACAGAUAAUAUAACAAAAGAAAUGGAACCUCUUCAUGUAACGCCAGUCCCUAUUUUAUCUACUAUAGAAGGUAAUGUAAUUAAAUCUAUUCCAAGUAUACUUGAUAGCAGUGAAAAAUAUUACGACGCAGGAAAAUCUAAAAGCGAAAGUCAGCCAAAGUGUAGUAAUGAAACUGAUUAAAGUAACAUUAAUAUUCAAAUAUAAAAUCAACAGUAUGUUGUAGACGAGAACGAAAGACAAACUUCAAACGGUGUUUAAAGGUACGCGUCCAUUGACCAGCGCCGGACGCACUGCACGCAAGGUUCGCAACGGAUUUUACUUUGCUUUGUAUGAUUUUACAUAGAGCUGCAUCCAACAUCCGCGCCGCCCUGAUUGCUUCAAGACAAAGCAAAUCCGUUUAAUCCGUGUGGCCAAUAGACGCGUACCCAUAGUGUUUCUAUUUAAGGAUUAAUUUGGCAAUUCAUUUGAAAAUUCACUAGAAAUGGGUAAGUAAGUAAAAUCGGUUAUAAAUAUUUUGGAUUUUU
This is a messenger RNA of Papilio xuthus (Asian swallowtail), 3048 nucleotides long. Its product is annotated as sodium- and chloride-dependent glycine transporter 1-like. Gene Ontology annotation, biological process: amino acid transport; sodium ion transmembrane transport; nitrogen compound transport. Gene Ontology annotation, cellular component: plasma membrane. Bases 38 to 2704 code for a protein of 888 amino acids. The transcript is spliced from 13 exons. Gene Ontology annotation, molecular function: glycine:sodium symporter activity. The record is from RefSeq and is a predicted model, not a curated record. NCBI's taxonomy places the organism in Eukaryota, Metazoa, Arthropoda, Insecta, Lepidoptera, Papilionidae.